CAGUUGGCUGUCUGGGUGUUUAAUGUUAACACUUUUAACCACCAAAUGUUUCUAACUGUUUCUUAUUAACGAAAUGACGCUGAACAACUUAGUUUAGAAUAGUGGUGAUUUGGUCCGGGCUAUGUACUGGAGACGAAAACAAGUCAAAGACCAGAAUGAAUGUGGGUGUGGCACACAGUGAGGUGAACCCAAAUACACGGGUCAUGAACAGUCGAGGGAUCUGGCUGACCUAUGCACUGGGUGUCGGAAUACUUCACAUUGUGCUCUUGAGCAUUCCCUUCUUCAGUGUGCCAGUGGUGUGGACUCUCACUAAUGUCAUACACAACUUUGGAAUGUAUGUCUUUAUGCAUGCAGUGAAAGGCACACCUUUUGAGACCCCUGACCAAGGAAAAGCCAGACUUCUUACACACUGGGAACAGCUCGACUACGGCGUGCAGUUCACUUCAUCUAGAAAGUUCUUCACCAUCUCCCCAAUCAUUCUAUACUUCCUGGCAAGUUUCUACACAAAGUAUGACACCACACACUUCGUCAUAAACACUGCCUCACUUUUGAGCGUCCUGAUCCCCAAGCUGCCACAACUACACAGAGUGAGAAUUUUCGGCAUCAACAAGUAUUAAGUAAUUGUAAAUGCUAUGCCUCAUAGCAACAGAUGUUAACUCCUGUGUAGUCCAUACCGCCUAAUGUGUGUGCUAAGUCGUACAGUUUGUGUAAACGUCACUGUCGUCGUUUAGAUGUAUCAGGUUUACGAUGAAAUGU
Molecule: messenger RNA, 756 nt
Organism: Sander lucioperca (pikeperch)
Lineage: Eukaryota; Metazoa; Chordata; Actinopteri; Perciformes; Percidae
Gene: ormdl1
Product: ORMDL sphingolipid biosynthesis regulator 1
Exons: 4
Coding region: 156-617 (153 amino acids)
Biological process (GO): negative regulation of ceramide biosynthetic process; intracellular sphingolipid homeostasis; ceramide metabolic process
Cellular component (GO): endoplasmic reticulum membrane
Source: RefSeq, a predicted model, not a curated record